Molecule: messenger RNA, 1571 nt
Organism: Labrus bergylta (ballan wrasse)
Lineage: Eukaryota; Metazoa; Chordata; Actinopteri; Labriformes; Labridae
Source: RefSeq, a predicted model, not a curated record
UCGAAAAAGAGAAGAAAAUGGCUGCCCGGGUUGGAUGGAUAUGAGGGUGCUGCAAGGGCUGGGACAGAGGUUGACGAGGAGCAGCGAGAGAGGGCACAGUAAGACAGCAGGGCAUUGUGCUCGUACACCAGGCACUGGGAGACACAUUCAAACACAUUCACUUAUUCACACACUCACGCCGCAGUGCACACAAGCGCAUGCUUCUGCCCACUGCCGCUCAGACUUGCGCUGGCAUCUCAGAGGGCAGCCCCAUCUUCAGUCCAGUCCUGGGUGUCGAAGCUGAUCCACACAUCUCUCGGCUUCAGUUCACCUGACCUCUGAGAUACUAGCCUCCUCCCCUGUGGACUGCAGUCAAUUCUCAGGGCCGUCACCCACAGUCACCAGGUAUCCCAGCAGAUCUACAGAAGCAGAGGAGCUGUGACAACAACCUGUGGGCCAAGAGGAGCAGUGAGAGUACGUCAUUUGUGGAUACCUACCCUUGUCCUGCCAAGUUGAGCUCAACGACCGUCCAAAGACUGAAGAUCCAGCAGUGGAGCACAAUAUUUCCAGAACUUUGGACUGUUGCAUUUCUUUGUGGGACAAGAAGUGGGCCCACUGCAAGAAAGAAAGGCUGAAAUAAAACCAAGACAAAUUCUGACAUCUGAUUUAAACAACACCUUUCACCAUGGCAACCACAGGUAUGCAGUUGUUGGGCCUAAUCAUGUCCAUUGUGGGCUGGGUGAGCGGGCUGAUAGUCUGUCUUAUCCCCCUGUGGCGAGUCACUGCCUUCAUCGGUAACAACAUAGUGACAGCUCAGAUCAUAUGGGAAGGCCUGUGGAUGACUUGCAUCGUGCAGAGCACAGGUCAGAUCCAGUGUAAGGUGUAUGACAGCUUGCUGGCUCUGCCCAGCGACAUGCAGGCUGCCCGAGGCCUCACGGUGCUCUCCAUCCUGAUGUGUGGCCUUGCUUUGUCUAUGGGGGUCGUAGGAGUCAAAUGCACCAAGUGUAUCGGUGUAAACAGCCUAAAGGCCCGUGUUUCUCGAAUCUCUGGCGCCCUUUUUGCCAUAGCGGGGUUCCUCUACCUUGUGCCCAUCUGCUGGACGGCCCACUCCAUCAUCAGGGAUUUCUACGAUCCACACGUGGCAGCCCCACACAAGCGUGAGCUCGGCCCUGCUCUUUACAUUGGCUGGGGGGCAUCGGCCUUGCUCCUUAUAGGGGGAUCUCUGCUCUAUGCUGGGUCAAGUCCCCCAGGCAUGCCAGGUUCUCCCACCUUCAGCAGUGGAGAAAGUAGUCCUCGCAGAGCACCUGCCUCACAGGUCAAAGGUUAUGUUUAAAUUCCAAAAAUGUCCGAAUGCCUUUAAGUCCCCAAAAUACACCCCAGAUAUCUUUCGACCGACUUUGCUUCCUGUAAUUAUUUUAUAUUUAAUGUUAUUCCAAUAUGAUUUUGUUUUUCUCUCUGAAAAGCUGCAGGAGGCUGUUUGGUGAAAACUGAACUCAUUUCAUUAUUUCAUACCCGAUAUCAGUAACCUUUUUCUCUCUGUCUGUCACUGUAAACUACAAUAAAAUGUCCUCAAAAUCCUCCUCUGAGAGAAA